AGGACCAGGACCAAGCAGAGAAGUUGCCUCUCCAGCACGGGAGAGGUCAUUCCUCAGACGCAAACUAAAGCACCGUUAUCGGCCUGGGACACGAGCACUCAUGGAGAUAAGAAAAUAUCAAAAGUCAACGGACCUGUUAAUAAGAAAAGCCCCCUUUGCCAGACUGGUGCGAGAAGUCUGCAUGGAAUAUACUCGUGGCAUGCCGUUCAUGUGGCAAAGCUUAGCAAUCCUGGCAUUACAAGAGGCAGCAGAAGCUUUCCUGGUGCGACUCUUCGAAGACUCUUACCUUUGCUGUCUGCACGCCAAAAGGGUCACCCUCUUUGUUCAGGAUAUGCAACUUGCUCGGCGGAUUCGAGGGACACAGGAAGGACUGGGAUA
Molecule: messenger RNA, 378 nt
Organism: Staurois parvus
Lineage: Eukaryota; Metazoa; Chordata; Amphibia; Anura; Ranidae
Source: the annotation of a GenBank genome assembly